Molecule: messenger RNA, 540 nt
Organism: Asparagus officinalis (garden asparagus)
Lineage: Eukaryota; Viridiplantae; Streptophyta; Magnoliopsida; Asparagales; Asparagaceae
Product: oleosin 16 kDa
Exons: 1
Coding region: 1-402 (133 amino acids)
Biological process (GO): lipid storage
Cellular component (GO): monolayer-surrounded lipid storage body; membrane
Source: RefSeq, a predicted model, not a curated record
AUGGAUCCCCACGACAGAUUCAGCAGCAGCCUAUUACGCCAGAUCGUCAAGGUCCGUUCUCCGGCCGCCACCGCGGGCUCCAUGCCCUCCUCUCGCGGCCUAACCCUCGCCGGCACCGUCAUCGCCCUCACCGUCGCCACCCCGCUGCUCGUGAUCUUCAGCCCCGUUCUUGUUCCCGCGGCGAUCGCGGUUUUCUUGAUCACGUCCGGGUUCGUGACCUCCGGAGGGUUCGGGGUGGCGGCGCUGUCGGUGCUGGGCUGGAUGUACAAGUAUCUGACCGGGAAGCAUCCGGUGGGGGCGGACCAGAUCGACCACGCGAGGGCGAGGUUCGCGGCGAAGGCGAGGGAUAUUAAGGAGGGGGCGCAGCACCGCAUCGAUCAGUCUCAGGCCCAGGCGUCUUAGAUCGGAUGGAGCUGAUGAUGGUGGCUAAUUAAGGCUUUGUUGUUGCUGUUGUUGGUUGUUGUUUUUGUUUUGUGUCUCUGUGCAUGCAUGCUUUUGGUGUCCGUAGUAGUAAGUUGAUAAUGUUUGAGAUGGGAUCUG